Molecule: messenger RNA, 264 nt
Organism: Protopolystoma xenopodis
Lineage: Eukaryota; Metazoa; Platyhelminthes; Monogenea; Polystomatidea; Polystomatidae
Source: the annotation of a GenBank genome assembly
AUGUCUGUCCCGCCGGACCGGCCGGCAGAAUUGCGAUCAUGCACAUGUGGGCCGGUCUGGCAGGAUCCAGGAGACAUUAGUGCCUCAGGGACAGAAGCACCUGCCCGUCAGACCUCCGUCCCAUUGGGACUGUGGACACAAGCAUUUCCAGCCUCGUGGUCUGGUACGGCCGGCAACACCCCUCUUGUGCACACAUCUGCCGGUGUGAGUGUGUGCGACAGCCAGUGUGGUCAAGCUGGACCAGGUUGUUUAUGGACUGGGGUC